AUGACACAAGGUAAGAACAUAGGGUUGCUCGUGCUCCUGAUCCUUUUGUUUGUUGCGCUCCUAUAUACAUGUGAGUACUCGAAAUUAUUAAGCCAGAUUAGAGUUGACACUUAUGCAUAUCCAACAUCGCUCCAUAAAGACCUGUUGAGCAACACACUGGAGAACAUAAAAACAACUGCCCUUGAAACAGACAUAGAUCAACUAAUCUUAGAUUUACCUUCCGAUCGUUAUUAUAAUUCAGAUAAUGGUUACAAGUCAUCCAUCUAUAUUGAGGAGUAUCUGAAGAAUCUCACCAAUAACAUUGAAUCGAAACCAGUACGAGAACUCUUCAGGACCGAACUUUUCCACCACGAAUGGAAACAACCUAGUGUUAUUUUAAGAGUUGGGCAGUUUCCGCAAAGUAUUGUGCUUGGCUGUCACGUUGAUUCAAUAAACUUCAAAUCUACACAUAAUGCUCCAGGUGUUGAUGACAACCUUUCUGGGGUGGUGGUUGUGCUUCAAACCGUUAAGCAUUUAACAAAACUACUUGAGUCAGGAAUGAAUUUGAAGAACACAAUUGAGUUUCAUUUUUACGCUGCAGAAGAAGUGGGAUCGGCGGGAUCCACUGAAGUUUUCCAGAAUUACAGAUUGGAAGAAAGAGAGAUUGUGGCCAUGCUCCAGCAGGAUAUGACUGGGUUUAUCCAAAAAUCACUUGAUCAAGGUGAAGAUGAACAUUUUGGGCUUAUUAGAGACUAUCAGUCUCCAACUCUUUCUAGUUUCAUCAAACUAAUCAUUGAGGAAUAUUGCCAUAUACCUGUAUUGGAAACAGAGUGUGGGAAAGUAUGUUCAGAUCACAUUUCUGCAUUGAUGUACGGAUACCCGAGCGUUUACGUUUUAGAGAGUAAGGUGGAAUUGAGCAAUCCGUACAUUCAUUCGAUACACGACACGGUAGAAAAAAUAGACUUCAACCAUAUGAGAGAACAUUUAAGGAUGACCAUUGCAUUUGUUGUGGAGUUAGCGAUUACUCCAAUCAAAAGAACAGAAGUUGUAGAAAAGAUCUCAUUUAGGUACAUUGAUCUCAUCAUACUCAUGACCGUGCAUCACACCAGAAGAUUUGUAUAUCUGGUAAUUGUGUUUGCUGCUAUUGUGUGCACACUUUACAUUAUUAGCGACGACAUGGCAAAAAGUACCAACAAUGCAUCAUCAACCCCACUUGGAAUUGAUCCAAUGGACGAGGUACCACUUAUUGAGAGGAGAGGAGUAAGGCCCGGGAGUAAUAAAAAAACAAAAGGAAAGAAGAACUGA
This is a messenger RNA of Pichia kudriavzevii, 1284 nucleotides long. RefSeq lists its product as uncharacterized. The transcript has a single exon. The record is from RefSeq and is a predicted model, not a curated record. The coding region runs from base 1 to 1284 and encodes 427 amino acids. NCBI's taxonomy places the organism in Eukaryota, Fungi, Ascomycota, Pichiomycetes, Pichiales, Pichiaceae. Gene Ontology annotation, biological process: proteolysis. Gene Ontology annotation, molecular function: metalloexopeptidase activity.